AAAUACAAAAUUUUGGGGCCAUUUCACUUUAAAAGGUAGAUAACGUUUUCGACCAGUAGAUGGGGGUGUUGGUUUACAUGUAAUUCAUGUACUGAAUUGCUGUUCCCAGUCAGAAAGGAAUUCCGCAGGCACUAAAAGGGCAACACUUGACAAAAGCCCACUCAGUGUCCAAAAAUAAUAAUUGUGUUGUUUUGACUAGACACUCAUUUUAACGUUCAUAGUCAUUAUAGUCGCUAAGGAAAUGGACAUAUUGUGUUUUUCCCUAAUCCAAGUUCACCAGAGUCACAAAUGAUUGUAGUUUUUUGUACAUUUUUUUUGAAAGACAACGUUCCUAACAAUUCACAAAAAGGAACAUUUUAUGCAAAAUGUCAUAUGAGAAGCUUUAAAAUAUCCAGAAGAAUCACCAAAUAAAAUAAAAACAAAAACCCUAGAAAAAUGUACACAAAUGGCUGCAAAGGGCACCAGGGUUAAAUUGCGCUUUGACUCUAGUUCAGAUGAAAUCCAAAUGAGAAUCAAAGAAUCAAUCUCUUGGCAUUUUUCCGAUUGACGUCACUUUUCCGAUGUCCUUUCACUUACUUGUCAGACCACCCCCCUCCCUCGCUCAGCUCUCCCCCCUUUCUCUUUGCUCAGUGAGUCGCACCAAAUUCUAUUGUGAUGCUAAACUUUCGGGAAGGGAGACAGAGGGACGAAGAGCGGCUUGGAUUUCUGUUUGAACCCAUCUGAUCUGACUCGCGUUGAUUUCGAACUGUGCGUCCUUCCUCCAUUCAGUGAGGUUUUCAACAAUUUUCGACCUUUUUCGCCACACUUUUUUUUUUUUUUUGCGCUCCAGGAAUGCACUGUGCACUUUGCAGCUCGUUGUCCGGAGACCCCCCUGCUUCGCUUUUUCUCGACCAGGAGUUCUAAAUUAUCGACGGUCAUGCGCUCGUGAAGGACGGACUCUUUUCGUCAGCUUCCACGGUAUGAGCGGUUCCUUUCCGGGCAUGGACGAUGGCCGGGCGGGGCUCCAGAAGGUGGCGGGCGGAGGAAGAGGAGGCGGGUGGACGCUGGUGGAGGCCCAGCUGCAGGGUGGAGCUCCGUGGGGCUUUACGCUGCAGGGUGGCCUGGAGCACGGGGAGCCGCUCGUCAUCUCCAAGGUAGAAGAAGGCGGCAAGGCUGACAGUUUGGAGUGCCCGCUUCAAGUGGGAGAUGAGAUUAUCAUCAUCAACGACAUCGAGUUGACAGGUUAUCGUCAGGAAGCCAUUGCCCUUGUCAAAGGAUCAUACAAGACACUACAGAUCACCGUCCGCAGGGAGUUUGAUGCUGGAUACGGUGAGGAAUUUGGGUCUCCACCUCCCUCAUAUCUUCCUCCUUUUUCUGCUCCUUCACCGCCUCCUCUUUCUUGUACAUCACCACAACCCCAUCAACAACAACAAAAACAAACAACCCGUCGUUGCAGACCAUGUUCAACUGGAGGAGUCCAGUUACGCAUCAAGAACAGGAAGCUCCGGAAGAAGCAGAAGAAAGCGGCACUGGGCCGGUCCGAGGGGGCGCUUUGUCGCUCACCGUCGGAGGCCAGCGUCAACAACCUGGCGAGUGGCCUCAUUUCCAGAGUCCUCAGAUUCACAUCCAGACGCAGUGAGCCGGUAUCUCGUCCUCACUCGUGGCAUUCAACAAAAGUGGGUGAAGGUCAGCAGGAGUCAGAUCAGGAAGGGAUGGACACCAUGAGCAGUGCCUGGCAUCACAAUUACCAUGCAAGCAGUGCCUCCACCACUGACCUCUCAGGCGGGUUUGAGUCGGAUGGCGGCUACUUGAGGAAGAGUCCUGACCAGUACAGCUCAAGAGGCAGCAUGGAGAGCCUGGAUCCUCCUCAGUCUGCGCACUUCCAGCAUCACCACACACUGGGCCAUCACUCCCACAGUGGGCCUCACCAUGCCUAUUCCUCCUGCCAACAGCUAUCCUCUUCCAGGUCCUCCAACAGCAUUGACCACCUCAACAGCAAGCGAGACUCUGCAUACUCCUCCUUCUCCACCAGCUCCAGCAUCCCAGAGUACCUUGCUUCUGCUCCGACAUUCAGUCCCGAGCGCUCCUAUUCACUGGAGGCUGUGCCCCAAAGAGAAGGAAGUGGUGGAAUGCAACAAGCUGACAUGCGUUACAUCCGGACAGUUUACAGUGCCCAGCAGGGGCUCUCUCAGGAGCAGGAAUUGAGCUCUCCGUCAGCUUUAUCAUCACGUAACGGUGAUUCUAGAAGUGGAGAAGGAGUGAAAGGAGCGCAAAGCAGAGAUCCACCAGGUGGAGUCUGUUACCGUGGCAGCAGCAGCGGAGGUAAUAGCAAUAGUGCGCUGGCUGCAAACAGGCACAGUGUUGGUCCUAUUUGGGCUCCUGGAACCAGUCAGAGCUCUUAUGAGAACCUGAAGGGGGCACCUGCUCCACCGCGACGCAGCGACAGCUAUGCAGCCAUCAAAAACCAUGAGAGGCCCAACUCUUGGUCCAGUGUGGAGCAGCCCCGGGCAAUUAACAGAUCUCUGCAGAAGGGUUCCUAUCAUCACUCCAGUGGACCAGUUGCCUCAAGUUCAGCUAAAGGCUCAUGCAUCACUGAGGGACAGCUCCACACGGUCAUAGAAAAGAGUCCAGAGAGCAGCCCCACCACAAAACCCCGACAGGGUUUUCCCCCACCUGGUUCGCCUUCUGGACCUUCCACAAACCUCUCAAGCCCAGUUCCCCCGUCAGGCUGCCUGAUUCUGCCCACAGGAAUGUACCCUGUACCCCAACCGGAGCCCCAGUAUGCACAGAUACCCAGUUCAAGUCCCAUGUCACUCUCCUUGGGACUCUAUCCUGCACUGGCUAACAACAGCAACCGGCAGCAGCAGCAAGGCCUGCAGAAUUCCAGAGGACAAGAGGAGGAAGCAACUGAGCAAUGGAGAGAUGUAAAAGUGACAUCUGUCGAAAAAGGUCAUCAAAUGAACAUUUCAUCACCAUACCCCAACUCACUUGUUCCAAUAGUUGCCACAAUGCCGUGCAGAACACAUGAGUCAGACAGGAAUCAACAAGAGGAUAAGAAUUGUAGACACAACAGACCCUUUCCUACUGAAGGGAGAUCCGAGACGCAAGCAGGGGCCAGUAUGUUUCACCGGCAACAGGGGCCUCAGUCUCACAGCCCCCAUCACCUUCAUUUGCAUUCUAACCAAGGAGCCUACAACCAAAUGUUACAAGAACAAGAUUUUCGAAGUCUCCAAAUCCCGUCAACUCCAGCUCAUGGGCCAACGGGACAGCCUGAGGGCCUAAUUAGAAGAUCAAUGGACCAAUCCAAUGUUCAUCCUGAGGCAAUGUCAUAUUCUCGAGUUGCCCAGGGACAAGUGCUACCUUCUCAUUCACUAGUUCACCCUCAGCACUCCCCCUCGUCGUCGUCCUCCUCCACCUCCUCUUCCACUCUGGCCUCUCUCCGUCACCACAGUGACUCAGCAGCACUUCAUUACCAUCACUUGGAGCAGAAAGAGCACAACAGAGACAAAGAACACCCGCUGACCCGUCUAGAGAAUGCCCUUGUAGAGGUGCAGCGUUGUACCAGCCCCAACACUGAUGUCUCUCCCAGUAGUCAUGACAACAAUACAGUGGGUGAGGGCAUCCAGGGACCCACCCGUAGUCUCUCAGUCCUAGAGAGGGUCAGUCGCUUUGAGCAUUGUGACAGAGCAGGAAAGCAACGUAGUUACAGCAUCAAUCACGGUCAACACAAAAACGCUUUAUCUAGGGUGACGGACAAUGCCCAUGGUUCCGCCUGUGGAGCAGAAGACCUCAGAAGCAUGCUAGAAAGAAGCACCAGCAAAGCCCAUAGAACUAUGAGCUAUAGAGGAGGCAGCAUCAACUACAAGAAAGACAGGACUGCACCUGAUCCUAGUUCAGCCCUGGAGAGAAGCCUCAGCAGCCUCCAGCUGGAUGGAUCCAGGGAAGAAAAUGAAAGAAAGACCUCUCGGAAACCAGAUGUCCAGGAAAUUUUGCAGGAAACGUCCUUCCACAGAUCUUACAGGAAUUCAUUGAAAGAUGCACAGUCCAAGGUCCUACGUUCCACCUCCUUGAGACACAAUUUCUCACCCGUUCGUCCCUCUCGUGUAGCUUCUUCUUCCAAUUCCUCCUCACCACAUCAGCCUUUGCCUUCCCUGGGCAACCACCCCACCUCGGAGAAGAAAGGCCCUAAAACAAUGCCCAAACCAAUGAGCAUUGUUAUCUCUGUCCCAGCCACAUCCCCUCACACUCCAAAGGAGCGGCAUGUAGUCAGCCCAGAGAUACGAGGCCCAAGUCCCCCGGCUUUGCCCAGCGUCCCACCAGUUGGACCUCCUACUCUGUUGCGAAUCUGCGGACGCAGACGUCUGACUGCAGACCAGAAGAAACGUUCCUAUUCUGAGCCAGACAGCAUGAAUGAAAUUGGGAUUUCAGAUCCGGAGACAUCUGGUCUCUUCAAACUUGGAGGAGAGACCAGUGUGGCUGACCGUCGGAAGAUGUUUGAACUUGGCUUUGCCAACAACGCCAUAUCAAGGCCUGAUUUGCGCCAGCUUCAGCAAGUUGCUGUGGCUCAGUAUGUGCAGAGGAAGAGAAGUGAAAAAAAAGAUGAGGGAAGAGAAAGAAGUGGCCCUAGGCGUCUCAGCGCUUAUCUACAGUCGGAAAAAAACUACCAUUCAGACAGCCUCAGCCUCUCCUCUACCUCCAGCCUGCUUUCUGUCCAAGACUCUGGGCUGGAUCGCAGCCUUUACUCGAAUGAGAGGCGUCACUACUCUUCUCCUGGACCUGACAUGCAAAGUAUUCAGUCUAACUUGUACUCCCCAGGCAGAGUGACCACUCCAAGGCCUCCGUUACACCUACCAUCACGUGAGAAUUCCCCACCAGAACGCCACACCACCAGCACCCACCACCCUUCUAAUUACAUUCAGGAGUCAGUCUCCAAUAAAGGGAGUCCAAUUCCACCAAAAGAUUCACAAGAGCCUCAACAGAACUGGGUUGCGCCCAAGCAGACAAGCGGGUCUUUGGCAAUGGUUGGGUCGAUCCUGGGCUCCGGCAAAUCCGCCUCCGUUGAAGAGCUUUUGGAGCGAUCAGAGGAAAGGCUUCCAAACCACGCCCGCUCUCGGUCUUCCCCUACUCUGGAGAGACUGAAUAAGGUCUCGCUAUCAGAUCAGGUGAAGAUGUUUGAUGCCUACGUGUCUGAUCCUGAACGCUGCGCUAAGACGGAGGACAGCGUUGGGGAAAACAAGCCGACAGAGGGCCUCACAUCUCCUCAAAUGUCACUGAACAAUCCUCAGAACACCCAGCCUGCUGAUGCUCCUCCAGCCUUCUCCCACUCCCCAGUUCCACUGAGGGACAGACAGCGUCAGAGGAACAGUGAGCGUCAGCGGGCCCAUAGCAUGUCCUCUCUAGCAGCCUCAGUUGGUCUUCCUUGCCCUCUCUCCUCUGCAUGUGGUUCUCAGGACAGAGGUGGCAUUGAGUGGCAGUCCAGUCAGGGUUUAAGUCAAGCCGACCUGGACAACAUCACUUUCCCAGCAAGCCCCCGCAGCAUCUUAGCUGAAAAUGCUGGCAGCACGAAAGGUGGCGCUGUCAGCCUUGAUGGCCACCUUGACUCGUUUGUGGUGGAAAAACCAACGAGGCACAGUUUGAGUGAUGCUUGUGUUUUAGAAGACAUUACAAAGGAGGCUCACAGAGAGAGGUUAUUUAGUUUAGAGCGAAGAGGAGGGCCUUGUGAAGAAAACAAACAAGUCUCUUCAGUGACGACAUCCACACGAGACAAGGAGCACAAUGAGAAUAUCGAGUUGCGUCCAUUAGCAACAUCUACAGGACUAUUUAGGGAUGACUUGGAUGAGGUAUUUCUGCUGAAUCCUCCAUCUACAUCACCUUCUCUAUCGAUCAAAGAGACAAAUAUCAACGAAGACUUCCCUCUGCCACCCCAACCUCUCCUUGAGUUGGACCAGAAAAACUCUGCACAGAUUGCAGGAAGCCUAUCAAGCCUCCUGCCAUCCUCAAAGCCACGAUCCUCCACCCUCACAUCCACGACUUCUAGCCUGGAGAGCCCACAGUUUGACAACACACUUAACCUUGAGUACCAGCCCCUGCUCAGGAGAGAGAAGACAAUGGAAGAGAUGCAAGUGGAGAUGCUGGCAAAGCAGCUGGUAAUGCAGGAUCGCUCUCUGACAACCAUCCUAGGAACAUGGCAGGGUAAAUCACCUGUUGAGCUUGUGGAGGAAAUCUUUCAAAACAGCAGACUCGGUGCUAAAGUGCCAUGGCAUGCCAUAGGUAGCCCAUUAAAUGACAGGGUAGAGGAUGGUGUCAAAACGGAAGUCAAUUGCAGGACUGAAAUGGAGGAGGAGAAAGACCUCAACAGCAGGAAGGCGGAGCUGUGCGAGGCUCUGAGGUCCAGUCUGGUGGUUAUGCACCAAGAGAAGGAAGCGUUGUGCGAGGAGAUGAGGUGUCACCAGGCACUCGGGACUAGCAUUGACUCUCUGGUUUAUAAACUAUGCAAAAUAAAUGAGAGGGACAAGUACAGCAUGUUCAUAGGAGAUCUUGAGAAAAUUGUGAACUUGCUGCUGUCACUGUGUAACCGGCUGUCAAGGGUUGACAAAUCUUUGAUCGCUUUGCAACAAGAAGAGCUCCAAAAGAAGGACGCUUCACAGGAGCGGGACUCCCUCAAUCAUAAGCGUUCUCAGCUCCUCAGUCAAACAGAGGAUGCCUGCGAACUGAAGGAAAACCUGGACCGGCGUCAGCGCGUUGUUCAGGCCAUCUUGCGAGGCUACCUCACUGAACCCCAGCUCCAAGACUACCGCCAAUUUGUCAGCACCAAACCCUCCCUGCUCAUUCGCCAACGGGACCUCGAUGACCUCAUACGUCAGCGCGAGGAGCAGCUCACGAGGCUGGCAGAGACCCUCCCGCCCGAGCUGGCGGCGGCUCAAGAUUGGUUGAGAGGAUCUUUGCGUUUGUCAUCGAGCCCAAUCUCUUGCUCCUCCCCCUUCCCACAGCUGCUUUCCUCCUCUCUGAUUCCUGGCCACGCCCACACAGCCAGGUCCACCACAGUGACGUCACUGUGAUGGGAUGAAACUAAAAACUAACUGAAUCUAUGCACGCAUGAAGCAGGACAUACUAUUAUGUGCUUCGUUGUAUUCGCACCUGACUGAAACUUGUACAUGAGAAACAAUUACACAUUUGCCCAAUUGUUGCUAUUCAUAUCAACUCUGUGAAGGUUUACCAGGUGGAAAAAGCCCAAGAAAAUUAACUGUCUAAAACAUACAAGAUAAUUUGGUUUUUAAUAAGGCUCCUUUUUUUCCAUGACUUACAUAUAUUCCAACUUUUUUAGGAAAUACUUGACACGUUGCAAGUUAAGACAAGGGCUGCAAAGCCUUAAAUGUAAAAUGUUUAAAGUGUUUCAACUUUUCCUCAGACAGAAUAUUCAGUACAUAACAGAGGAGGAUGGACUGUUACUAGAAUACUGUGAAUACUGUGAUAAUUUGGUGAAAUGUCAUGUCAUGCAGAAGCACAGUUCAAAAGGCACAAACGGUGCUCUCCUUUACAUAAUUUUCAUUUUGCUCAAAUAGAUAUUUGCUGGUGGCCAAAGACAGAACAACAAUAAUAAAUUGCAUCUGAAAUUGAAUUCCACUUAUUUUUAUGCUGGAACACUUGAUGUCAAAGGAGGAGUCCAAAGAUUUGGAUGGGAUCCAAUGUUGAACGCUGUUUUAUUUCAUAUUUAAAUUUUUUUGGGUCAGCCCUAACUUAUUGAUAAUAAUAUAUUCACAAAUUAAGCCAUUUUUUUGCAUUUGAACAUAAAUUAUUAUUAUAGAUUUAAUCUUUUCAUAAUCCUAGCAAUGCCUUGUAAUGCUUCUUGAUCUCAUAAUGCAUUAAACUGGACUCAUUAUACUAUUAGUGUUACUCAAUUCAGUGCCCGUUGAGUUUUUCUGGUCUUAAGUGUCCAGCAACGUGUGUAAUUAUAAAAUAUAAAAUAAUAUUUGUUUUCAAACAAUUAGAAGCAGUGGAUGGAAUUGUUGGCCUUAAAAAAACGUUUUUUUAAGGCCAUCUACUGGUGACUAUGCACUUAU
Syngnathoides biaculeatus (alligator pipefish) is the source of this 8039-nucleotide messenger RNA. It is a transcript of the gene shroom3, whose product is annotated as shroom family member 3. The transcript has 27 exons. The record is from RefSeq and is a predicted model, not a curated record. Gene Ontology annotation, biological process: actin filament organization. Gene Ontology annotation, molecular function: actin filament binding. NCBI's taxonomy places the organism in Eukaryota, Metazoa, Chordata, Actinopteri, Syngnathiformes, Syngnathidae. Gene Ontology annotation, cellular component: adherens junction; apical plasma membrane; cortical actin cytoskeleton. Bases 960 to 7037 code for a protein of 2025 amino acids.